AUGGACGUGACCGCCAUAUACGCGACGAACCCCGGCUUUCGGCGGUAUUAUAAUAAGAAAAGCGCCUCCCAAAAUCGCCCCCAACUGCCGCGGCUGCAGCACUGGGACGCGAAGCAGUUCAAGGAGCUGAGUCAAGCCGCCCAACUGUGGAGGUAUCCUUUCAACCGCCCGACUCCGCGAGAAGACCCGGGCCAGAACGGGGCCCAAGAAGUGGCGGUAGACGAGGGCUUCUCGUCAAAUUCCGCCAACUCCUCCCAGUCGUCGAAUGAUUACGCGCCCGCUAAACGGGACACAAGCGUUACCCGCGGCGUAUUGGGCCAGCAGAAGAGUGUGGAUGAGGGUGCCAUCAGGGUGCACCCAGACUACACGGCUGCCAGCCUGAGCCGAAAGGCCAAGGUUCCGGUUGGAGCAAUGUUUGACGAGCGGCGCUUCUCCACCCUGGAACCCCGCGAGCGUGUUUUCCGCAAAAACGGACCCCCACCCCAGAUCCACGACGGCUACAGCACAAUGCCUUCAGAUGCCGUACGGCCUCGAAUCCCGUCGUGCUCCUCGUCGACAGCGGAGACGAUGAGCCGGGUGAUGGCCUCGGUCAAUCCCCUGCCGACCGGCCAUGAACCGUCGAAAAAACCGCGAAGCGAUCAGAUCUUCGACGCCCUCUCACAGGGAUUCCGCUCCUACAUCAAUUUCUAUGCCAACGAACGAGACCGCCUUCGAGCCGACCUCGAGGCUUCAAGCGACCCGAUGAUGGCAACCAGAAUUGAGCAGGAUCUGAUGGUGGUGGAGGAAAAUAUCCAACUCUACGAAGGGCACCUCCAUCGUCUCACCCGGCUUCAGGACCGCUAUCGCCAGGGUCAUUUUGCUUCGAUGAAAGCAAAAUCGUCGUCCCUUUCGGACCUUCGCGCCGCUCUUUCCGGCCGUUCAUCGUCGGCCUCAGCCCCGACUGUGGCCAUUCACGGCGAGCUGGCCGCCAUGAUGGGUAGAGUCUCGGUUGAAUUAAAAACGAUUGCCGGUUUUGCUCGUGUGGUGCCGGGUGAUGUCUUUGAGGUCAACAUUCGGCAUGGCGCAACAAAGUGGAAGGCUCGCGGCAAGACCCUGGCCGAUCGAAGCCAAAAAUGGGACCGCGAAGUGAUGUCUUUCGAGUGUCAACCCUCGAGUACCGUCGAUGUCAAGGUAUGCGAAGUGCGCGUGUUCAAGACGAAAGUGCUGGCCGAGCGAUCGUUUGACCCGUGCGAGCUGUUCUCCUCGGCCCCCCAAAUGGUGACCAUCUCCCUGAACACACUCGGCACAAUCAAGCUGCAAAUGAUCGUCACCUGGAUUCCCCUGCUCGCCUCAAAAAACACGCUACAACCGGCAAUCAGUAGGACCGGCACCAUCGCUGCCAAUGGAGAUCAGGCUGAUGAAACGAAAAAGCCACGCGUCAUUUUGAGAGAAAAGAAGCGCGGAGGGGCAGCCCGGGUGGCGGCGAGGGAACAGUGGAGAUCGUCCACAAACCUACUCGACUCGAUAUACCAUGAUCUGUCGAAGAAUAUUCCCACCAUCGAGGCGAUGUCCACCCCUGGUCAUCGAAUGUCGAUGCUUGUCGUCUCAUCCUCAUCUCCGGACGUCUCCACACCAUUUGUUGCAUCUACUUCCAAGACGAAUUUGGCAGCCCCAGCCCAAGAUAGCCCAGAUUCGCUACGGGGACGAGCGUGCGCCGGUGGCUCGGCUGGGAUUUCGUCGUGCUCUUCGGCUACCUCCUCCUCGGACGUCGUCUCCAUCUCCUCCGUGGGCUCAGUGCUUGUUGACCUUCUUGAUGAGUGUCUCCCGCUUGCUGCCUCAUUAUCACAUGAACGGCAUCGAGAACUACACACAACACAUCAGAUUCUGGCACACUGGAGCCGAUUGCUCAGGCAUUCGUCGUCGAGCGGUGGCGCUUCGCUGCGUCGAUCAACAUUUGCGCGUGGAGAUGAGAUCGAUGAUAACGUAUUGUUAGCAGAGCACGGUUCCGAAAAUGACUCUGGCGUCGAUUCGCUGCGUCAGCAGAUUUCCCCCUAUACCAGACGUGGGCCCGACGAUAGUACUGGACGGGCAAAUGGCAACAGAUUUGGCCAGAUGCGAGACCGCAGAAAGUCGCUGGGAGCCAUGCUGGAUGCGAGCGAGCUGGAACGGAUGUGCCUCGAUUCGGAUCGAUUCUGGCAGGACGAGCACCACCCGGUCAAGCAUGAAACGGCCACCGGACAUCAUGAGGUUGAUGCCUGUCUUGUGCACCAUUUGACAAGGAUAAGGAAUUCGUUGAAGGGCCUUUCGACCCUCUCCGGACCACUCCUCUUCAAAGGCACCGAAUUAUUACGCAAAAUCGAAGCGGAUACGGUGGCUCUGGAUGACCUGUUGCGACUGACGCCAUCCCUACCUGCCCUCCCCAACAUCACCAACGUGCUGUGUGAAUUAGGCGCCGAGGGGGUGAUCCAGGAGGCGUGGCUGUCGGCGUGCUACCCGCUUCAUGCUUCGCUGGUCGUACCUUUUGAGGAAUUGCGGAGUCAGCUUCGCGCCCACGUCUCGCCAAUCGUCGAGCCAGCAUACCCGCAUCUGGUGGCACGAGUGACGGAAUGUCUCGGAAGAUUGUUGAUCGACGGGCCUUCAGCCUCAGCCCAACCCGCUCAAAUCACUGUCUUCCACUUUGUUGCCGUAUUCCGGAAUAAGAAUUUCUCCGCUUACGUCGAGAGCCUCGCGCAUGAUGCAUGGAUGAUCUCUCUGCUGAGCACGCGGCAGCUCCGUAAUGUCAAGACGGUAUUCGAGCGUUUGGUCCAGGUGCCAAUCGCGCCUCCAAUCGAUACCCUGCGCCAUAUCGCUUUACUGCUCCACCACAACGACUCCAUUUUGCUGCCGACGAUCGAGCGGUACCUGUGCAGCUCGGUUGGUCGGCUACAUUCUGAUCUGCUCAGCUCUUUCCUGUGUCUCCUCGAGGCUGACGAUAUCCCAACGCGGAUAGGGGCCAUUCGAGCACUUCGAAUGCUGAAGAGUGCCCGAAUUGCUGCCCAACUCUGGUGGGUCGCCGAGAGAGACCGGAAUGCAGAUGUGCGACAGGAGGCCCUGAACCUGUUGGAAGAUCUCGGUGAAGUCGAUGGGAAAGAAGGGGAUGAGCAGGUCACCCGUAUC
Mesorhabditis spiculigera is the source of this 3135-nucleotide messenger RNA. The record is from the annotation of a GenBank genome assembly. NCBI's taxonomy places the organism in Eukaryota, Metazoa, Nematoda, Chromadorea, Rhabditida, Rhabditidae.